Messenger RNA from Pyrenophora tritici-repentis Pt-1C-BFP, 1014 nucleotides. Its product is annotated as WD40 repeat protein. The record is from RefSeq and is a predicted model, not a curated record. Gene Ontology annotation, molecular function: protein binding. Lineage: Eukaryota; Fungi; Ascomycota; Dothideomycetes; Pleosporales; Pleosporaceae. Gene Ontology annotation, cellular component: catalytic step 2 spliceosome. Gene Ontology annotation, biological process: mRNA splicing, via spliceosome.
AUGUCGUCCUUCCCCACGACCCCCAUCGCCAAACUCACAGGCCACACCGGCAUCGUCCACGCCGUCGCCUACUCCUCCGGCGCCCAAACCUACAUCCUAACCGGCUCCUCGGACCGACAAAUCCGUCUCUACAACCCGUCCAAGGCACCGCCCACGAGCCUCACCCCCAGCACCUCGUCGGAGCGCCCCGCGGGCCUCGUCAACAAAUACACCGCGCACGGCUACGAAGUCCUCUCCCUUGCCAUCGCCGCCUCAAACGACAAAUUCGUGUCUACGGGCGGCGACAAGACCGUGUUUCUGUGGGAUGUACAAACGGCCCAGACAAUCCAGCGCUGGACGGGCCACGCCGGGCGCGUGAAUCGCGGUGUCUUUGGUGGCGACGAUGAUGGUGUGGUGGUGACGGGGUCGUUUGAUGGUACGGUGAGGGUGUGGGAUACCAAGUCUAGGGCGCAUAAACCUAUUAUGACGCUGUCGGAUGCUAAGGAUAGUAUUUCGGAUGUUGCGGUUCAUGACGCGCAGAUCCUGGCGGCGAGUGUGGAUGGGAGGGUUCGCUGCUAUGACCUCAGAACUGGCAUGUGUGAGGUCGAUGUUAUCGGUGCGUCGUGCACUAGUUUGGAUAUCAGUAAGAAGGGCACUGAGGUGCUUGUCAGUUCCCUAGAUUCUACAAUCAGGCUCAUGGAUCGCGAGAAUGGCGAGAUGUUGAAGAAAUACACGGAUGAGGCGUUUGUGAAUACAGAGUUGAGGGUUAGGAGCACAUUGGGCCUGAAUGAUAGUGUCGUGCUUAGUGGAAGUGACGAUGGUUUGGUUUUUGCCUGGGAUAUGCUGGGCGGCACUUGUUUGCAUCGGUUCAAGCAUUCCGAGAUGAGGGAGGUUGAGGGUUUGACGGCUGCGACGCAGGCGAAGGCGAAGGGGAAGAAGGAUGUCGUGUCUGCUGUGGCGUUUUGCGAGAAGAGGAGGGAGUGGUGUAGUGGAGGUGGUGAUGGGAAUGUUGUUGUUUGGGGUAUGGGAAGUUGA